AUGGAGGCAUUGUACAGUACCCCAAGCCAGCGAGCUGACCAGCUAGUCAUGCAGCGCCUUCGAUACUUUCGGGGGUAUGCAAAGAUCGAACUUCGUCAUCUUGCAUUUGAGGACAUGAGCGUGAUGGGUUCCCGUGAGGUGGAUAUGAAGAAUGUUGAGCGGCUUGUUGAAAUCUUCAAAAUAGAAGGAUGUGGACAUCUUGAACCAGAGCAUAGGGUGGCAGUAAUCAUUGAUGCACAAACUCUAGCUCAAGCUAUGUCAUAUUCUAUGGCUACCGAUGAAAUGCUUCUCAAAGAACUUGACCCCCCAAGUCUAAGAUUUAACCGGGACGUCCAGCUACUAUGUCCAUAUGGAAAACAUCGCCUCUUAGCUGCAAAAGCUUAUGGGGAAAAGUGCUGGUUAGUAGAACUAUAUCUCAAAGGAAUACCGGCUGAAGUAUUAACACAGAUGCGGGAGGAGUCAACUAAUUCACGAAAUUUUAAGGACGGUGAUAUCUACAGGAUUCUGCGACAGUAUCAGCUUAUUGAUAAUCCAUCCCAAGCAAGAAAAUGGUGGGCAAGAUUCGACUCCAACGGCCGCCGGAAAGACAUUAAUAGAUUGCUUAAAAAUCGGAUUGUGUGUGCUGGGUUUGAUUUACUCCUUCCUUUUAUCGGGCUCUGGGACCCUUUCCGAACAUCCCAGCUUGAAAGAAUCUUAGGCCUUCGAUGUCCUGAGGCAAUUGGCUGUUACCUGUCCCAAGUACACUAUAUAUGGUCAGGUCUUUUUACCAAUGACACAGCUUCUCGCGUCGAUGGGCAGUCAGUGCGGCAGAUUGAAGGCUUAAUGCCAACUAUCUCACUCCAAGACCAAAAGACCAUCAGAAAACUUGUAGAUUCGGGUGAUUUGUUCCCACUCAUAACAGACCAAGAAGAACGAAAGACUCUAUGCAAUCGCCUUCUUUGUGUUUCUGGAAGAAUACUUUCACUUCAAACACUUGUUGAUGACACAUGUUAUUUGGACUAUCCUGCAAGGAUCCUUCGGACGCUGCUGCCCACAGGCUUCAAAGGAAGCAUCCAAACGGCAUUCACAUCAUGUUAUAGAAUUCCGGACCAGAAUCAGAUUGAGAUCCAAAUCUCAGAACAUGACUUCAAAUCAGUGGUUGCUACAGAGCAUGCACCAACUUUGGGGUUGAUGCAGCUCUGGCUUUUUGUGUUGCGGCAUUUUGUUCAUCCAGCUACUGACACAAACUUUGAUCAGUCAGGACCUCAUCAAAUAGUUGAGACCCGAAGUAAAAGUCGAAUGGCCUUGUUAGCAUCUAGACUUGGAUUCACUACUGAUCAAAUUGUGGAGCUCGCAAGUAAAGAUACUGAUGCUGCCACAUCUACACAGAUACUGGAGCUUAUCUGCCGAGAGGAAUUUUAUAUACCUAGCGAAACGGAUAUACAAGAAAUGACUUUCCAAAUCAAGGACCUGCUCAGAAUCCUUGGAAGGCAAAAGAUACGACCAAGUAGGGCACCAUUGCUUACAACGGAUGAUCCUGGUGAAGCUGGAAGGCGGAGACAAAAUCGACCGUUGGCUGGAGAGCACUACAGAGACCGGCAUUGGCUUUUUUUUGAACAUGUCUUUAGCCUACAACAAUCGACUGCCCAGUAUCCGACAUCAUUUGCAGUCACCCAGGACAUAAUCUUCUGUUUCUUUGGGAGAGAUAUGGUCUCAAAUCUUAUAAACGAACAGGGCACAGACUUAGCCGAGGUACCUACAACAGUGCUAUUCUCAUCUGACAUGCAGUAUUUGCCAGAUUCCAGUACUUCACCUGUUGAGCUUCUGCCACAUCCACCAGGGACUCCAGACCAUGAUCUUAUGCUAGGAGCUGAGCAGCAGUCCCCCCUAGCUGCAGGCUUUGAGACUGUAUCAGCCCCUUUAGACAGGUUGCAUUAUAUCUCUCUGCACCGGAGUGUGAGAUCUAUUCUUCAAUUAUGGUAUCAGUCAGCAAACACGAGUCUGAUUGUUCUUUUCCUGUUCGAAACACGAGCAUAUUACAAGUUCCGACUGUCAGAUAGUUAUGCUUUACGUGGAACCCUGACUGAUCUUUCCAGGGAGCACUAUUUCCUCGUUAUUGGGGAUAGUGGCGAGUUGCAGAGUGCGGCAAAUAUCACUAACGAGGCCUUAAAAUCACAACUUGUUUUUGUUGGUAAGAAGAAUGGCCCAGCUCAUCAUGAGUUGUUCAAUGAAGAAGAUGCUCAAAUCUCUGUCGAUAACCUUCGAAGAUAUGCGUCUGCUUUCAAUGUCAGGACAGGGAAGAGAAAACGCCAAUCAAAUAGAUCCAUUCGGUCCAAUAGUUCUAUAUCAACUGUACUCUAA
Aspergillus sclerotioniger CBS 115572 is the source of this 2340-nucleotide messenger RNA. RefSeq lists its product as uncharacterized. The transcript is spliced from 4 exons. NCBI's taxonomy places the organism in Eukaryota, Fungi, Ascomycota, Eurotiomycetes, Eurotiales, Aspergillaceae. The record is from RefSeq and is a predicted model, not a curated record. Bases 1 to 2340 code for a protein of 779 amino acids.